Molecule: messenger RNA, 1939 nt
Organism: Bipolaris sorokiniana ND90Pr
Lineage: Eukaryota; Fungi; Ascomycota; Dothideomycetes; Pleosporales; Pleosporaceae
Exons: 1
Coding region: 438-1904 (488 amino acids)
Biological process (GO): lipid metabolic process
Molecular function (GO): oxidoreductase activity
Source: RefSeq, a predicted model, not a curated record
CCAAUGCGGUGGCAAUAGACUGCUGAUUACCAUGGCCAUUUUCUCCCCGAGUGGACCGUCUUGGACAAGCUGCUGUCUGAUUGCCCACGCCCAACGGCUUCUCGACAUCGCCCCUGGUCUUGUUGGUCUGGGGCUUGACCACCCCGGUUGCAUGCCUACAAAUUCAUCGACACCGCCUUCACAGCCAUUGUUUAAAUUCAGCCCCCUCCCCCUCCCUAGGCUGUCCCCUCUUCUCUCAAUCAGUCUCUGUCGGUUGAUUCCUGCAGCCGUCGUCUCACUUGCCUUUGCUGGUGCUGUUGCUCCAACACCUUGCAGCCUGCAUCCCGACAGUUUGUAGCUCUUACUGCUGCAACGACCAAGGCUUGCUCCUCCCCUCCUCUCCCCUCACCACCACCACCACAACCAUCAAUUCUCUCACCCCCGCUUCCGACGACACCAUGGCCACCACCACCGCCCGUUCUCAGAAGCCCGCCAUGAAGAGGAACAAGACGGCCGACUCGACUGCCAACUCCGUCUCGGCCUCGCCCUUUGACUCCCCGGCCGGUUCGGCCUCCAACACGUCGCUGUCCUCGCUGGACGAGCAGCCCCAGACCAAGAGGCCCCACGGCAAGCUUCUCGACACCUACGGAAACGAGUUCGAGAUUCCCGACUAUACCAUCAAGCAGCUCCGCGAUGCAAUUCCCAAGCACUGCUUUGAGCGCUCCGCUACCCGUAGUCUGGGAUACGUUGCCCGCGACUUGACCCUGCUUGCCACCACCUUCUACAUCUUCCACAACUACGUUACCCCAGAGACUAUUCCUUCGCUGCCUCUGCGCUCCGUGCUCUGGGCUGGAUACACCGUGCUCCAGGGUCUUUUCGGUACUGGUCUCUGGGUCCUUGCCCACGAGUGCGGUCACCAGGCCUUCUCGCCUUCCAAGACUCUCAACGACACCGUUGGCUGGAUCUGCCACUCGCUCUUGCUUGUUCCCUACUUCUCGUGGAAGAUUUCCCACGGCAAGCACCACAAGGCCACCGGCCACAUGGAGCGUGACAUGGUCUUCGUCCCAAAGACCCGUGAGGUUUAUGCCACCCGCGUUGGCAAGCUUGUCCACGAGAUCAGCGAGCUGACCGAAGAGACUCCCGUCGCCACUCUCCUCCACUCCAUUGGCCAGCAGCUUGCUGGAUGGCCUCUGUACCUCUUCACCAACGUUACCGGCCACAACUUCCACGAGCGCCAGAUCGAGGGCAAGGGCAAGGGAAAGAAGAACGGCUUCUUCGGCGGUGUCAACCACUUCAACCCCUCUAGCCCCUUGUACGAGAGGCGUGACGAGUACCUGAUCCUGCUCAGUGACCUCGGUAUCGCCCUCACUGUUUCUGGUCUUGUCUGGAUUGGCAACAACUUCGGCUUCAACAAUCUUCUUGUCUGGUACCUCCUCCCCUACCUCUGGGUCAACCACUGGCUCGUCAUGAUCACCUUCUUGCAACACACCGACCCCACUCUGCCUCACUACGACGCCGAGACCUGGACCUACACCCGUGGUGCCGCUGCUACCAUCGACCGUGAGUUUGGCUUCAUUGGCCGUCACCUUCUCCACGGCAUUGUCGAGACCCACGUCCUCCACCACUACAUCUCCACCAUUCCCUUCUACCACGCUGACGAAGCCACCGAGGCCAUCAAGCCCAUCAUGGGCAGGCACUACCGUUCCGACACCGAGGGUGGUCCCAUUGGCUUCAUCAAGGCUUUGUGGAAGAGUGCCCGCUGGUGCCAGUGGGUUGAGCCAAGUGUCGGCGCUGAGGGUGAGGGCAAGGGUGUUCUCUUCUUCCGCAACCACAACGGUCUUGGUGUGCCACCUCAGAAGAUCGAUCCCCCUUCGGCCACCAAGGGCGCCAAGAUGGAGGUUGGUCCUGAGAGCGACAAUGAGUAGAUAAUGAGCAUGAUGUAUUUUGGCGUGGACUACUU